AUGGCCUGCGACUACAAUGGCUACAUCUUUCUGGACGAUCCGAUCCCUGACCCUGCGCAGACACCAGCAGCUCAUCCUGGCACCCUGUCGACUUUCUACGUCUGCGCCGUGGCUUCCCUUGUUUUCGGCCUGCUGAUGCUGUGCUGCUACCGCAGCAGGACAGACAAGUCAGUGGCUGGGAGGAGUGACAGGCUCCACGUUGCUUUCUUCGUUCUGGCUACUGUGGGUUAUUUCGGUGCAGCGGUAUCCACGCAAGUGUACACGGGCGAUUGGAACUGGGCUAUCCAGACGAGCAAGGCCGUGAUCAUCCUUGCUUGGGCCUGCUUGCUCACUGCCAGCUGCGGGGCGCUGGAGGCCCUUUGCUCGGUAAGGUGUCUGAAGGCAACAGUUUGGCUUGCUGGACUGGCGGUGGUCCUGGCUGGCCUCGUUGAAGUCGUAGUCCCUGGGGACAGGCACUUCCAAGGCUUCACGUACUGCCUGGCAGCUGCGGCCACUGUUUGCGCCCUUGCUUGGCUUGUAGUGCACUUCUACGAUAAAUCAAAGGUAGGUCUUGGCAAUGACAGAAAUCCCGCAUCCGUCUACCGCAGUUUGUCCUACGUCUUCGCCAUAGCGAGCUUCAUCACGGUCGCAAUCCUAGAGCCGGAUUGCGGCUAUGCCGGGCACCCGGUGUGCUACAAGAACUGCGGGUUUUACGCGGGCUCCCACUUCACACUAUCGCUCAUUGGCUUGAUGCCCUUCUACAUGGCCCUAGUACCGCUCCAGUGCUGCACAGCCUUUCCGGUGGCUUUCCCAUCCGUCCGGUCCGCGGCCGAGCCGAGCCCGGACGCACCUGAUGCCCAAGGCCCCAAAUCCGGCUGGUGA
Molecule: messenger RNA, 861 nt
Organism: Symbiodinium natans
Lineage: Eukaryota; Dinophyceae; Suessiales; Symbiodiniaceae
Source: the annotation of a GenBank genome assembly